This is a messenger RNA of Beauveria bassiana ARSEF 2860, 300 nucleotides long. RefSeq lists its product as uncharacterized. NCBI's taxonomy places the organism in Eukaryota, Fungi, Ascomycota, Sordariomycetes, Hypocreales, Cordycipitaceae. The transcript has 3 exons. Bases 1 to 300 code for a protein of 99 amino acids. The record is from RefSeq and is a predicted model, not a curated record.
AUGGCCAAGGUAGCAGCUGAGGCAAAGUCAUCUGCUUGGACUGAAGAAGCUAGGUACCAAUUCCUACUUCGAAUCAUUGGCCAACUGCAACGCAACGGCCAAAGCAUCAAGUGGGACGAGAUCAACAUACCAGGUCGUACACAGAAGUCGCUCCAGCACCAGUGGGCGAAGAUCAAGUCUCAGGUUGCAGAGUUGGAGAAGGCCGCUGGUCAGCCCAGUGAUCCCAGCACGCCCACCAAGGCCAAAGCAUUUCCUAACAACUCGCCUACUACAAAGGAAGAGUUCGAUGAGGACGAUUAA